AUGUCAAAAAAUAGAGGACAUCAACGUAAUAUAUCAGUUGAUAAAGAGACAGCAGAAAAGAAAGAGAACGAAAAGGUAAACAAAAAGUUUAACCUCAACAAAAAAGAGAUUGUAAUCAGUACAAUGAAAUGUAGUUAUAAAUCGAGAUCGGGUAAACUACGAAUCACAGACAACCAUCUAUGUUUCUCAUCGUCGACGUUGGGCAAGGAAAAGAAAAAGAUUAUAUCGUUUGCCGAUGUACUUGACAUUGAAAACCAAGACAGAAACAAGAUAUCGACACACAACACUGGUAUCAAGAUCACUACCAAGUUGGGAAAGCCCAUCGUAUUGAAUUUCAAGGACAAUGAAGCUGCCUACUUGGUCGUAGAAGGUCAGUGGGAGGCUAGUGGCAAUCAGCCAUCGAGUCGUAUCAGCGAUGUUGGUUCAACCGGCUCCAACGACAGUGCCGUCAUACACAUUAAACAUCUUAAACACUUUGAACUGCCAGAGAUCGAAUCACUUCAAAAAGAGUAUCACUGUGCCCUCAAAACAUCGACCUUUAAAAUGUAUGGCAAAAUGUAUCUCACUCAAAACUACAUUUGCUUCUAUGGUAACAUUACAACCGGUCAUCAGAAAAAGUUAAUCAAAUUACGUGAUAUCCUUACCAUUGAAAAGCCUGAAACAAGUCAAAAUAGUAUUAAAAUUGUUUCUAAACAUGAUACUUUUGAAUUUACAAAAUUUAAUGAAAAGAGAGAUAAUGUAUUUGAUGAAAUGUCAAUUCUAUAUGAUUCAUCAAAGAAAAACCCAUCAACUAGUACAACUCCCAUUCAAAGUAGAUCACGUUCAAAUAGUGUUAGUUCGGAUUCUGGUAUUCCAGUCGAUGCCAAUUCUCUCAGAGAUAGAUUACAAAAUCUACCUCCACCAUCUCCAAAAUCUCAUUCUCGUAAGAGUUCUGUCAACAAUCAACAACCAAUUGAAACCAUUGUAAAUAAUCAACAACCAACAACUCCAACCAAUAAUAGUAAUAACAACAGUAGAUCAAGUUCAAGAAGAAAUUCAAUCACUAUCAAUAAUCAAACAACCACCACAUCAUCCAAUGUAAUUAAACCAAAUGCCACCCCUCCACCAUCUACAUUUUCACCAGCUCCAACUCAACCAAAUAUAACUAUUACACCUGUUACUCCUCCUCCAGCAUCACUAAGUCAAAGAUCAGAGAAAUUGGAGGUUGCUCAACCAAAACCAACCAGUAGUACACCAAUUGUAACACGUCAUACUGUUAAAAAAGGUAGAACUUGUUGUUUUUCUUUAUUUUAA
Messenger RNA from Cavenderia fasciculata, 1293 nucleotides. RefSeq lists its product as uncharacterized. The coding region runs from base 1 to 1293 and encodes 430 amino acids. NCBI's taxonomy places the organism in Eukaryota, Evosea, Eumycetozoa, Acytosteliales, Cavenderiaceae. The record is from RefSeq and is a predicted model, not a curated record. The transcript has 2 exons.